Aplysia californica (California sea hare) is the source of this 534-nucleotide messenger RNA. RefSeq lists its product as uncharacterized. Lineage: Eukaryota; Metazoa; Mollusca; Gastropoda; Aplysiida; Aplysiidae. The coding region runs from base 1 to 534 and encodes 177 amino acids. The record is from RefSeq and is a predicted model, not a curated record. The transcript has a single exon.
AUGGUGAUGCGUCGGGGCAAGAAUGGACCAGAGCCCAUGAUGAAGCCAGAUGCCAUCUUAUUUUACUACCGAUACAUGUUCGGGGUGGAUCUUUCUGAUCAGCUGCGGUCUUAUUACGCUGUCGGCCGCAAGAGUGUGAAGUGGUGGAGGUAUGUGCUCUGGUUCGUUGUUCAGAUGUCCCUGGCCAAUGCGUCAAUACUUUUCAAAGCCGCCAACCGCCCCUUGCCUGGAAAUCAGCACCCGUUCAGCCAGCUUCGCUUCCGCCUGUCGUAUCGUCGCUUGUCGCUGGCAACAUCAGCAGGGGAAGCGAACCACUCAACAGCUGGGCUCGGAUCGUCGCUGAGCUCUGACCAUCAGAUCUCCAGGAUGCACGGCCGCGAAGCUGUCUGCUAUGAGGGCAGCAGAAACAAAGUAAAAACACCCAAAGGUCGGCCACCUGAAACGUGUUAUGGGUGCCUUAUUUGCAAAAGCCGGUUAUGUAAAGGGAAGUGCUUUGCAAGUUUACACCAGAGGCUUGCUAAGCUUCAAUCUUAG